Molecule: messenger RNA, 1119 nt
Organism: Grosmannia clavigera kw1407
Lineage: Eukaryota; Fungi; Ascomycota; Sordariomycetes; Ophiostomatales; Ophiostomataceae
Exons: 2
Coding region: 1-1119 (372 amino acids)
Source: RefSeq, a predicted model, not a curated record
AUGGCGCCGAUCAACAAUACCCCCACAGGCUCUGCAGAGUUCAGAGACGCCAGCAUCGUGGCAGGUGCGCUAUUUGCAUACCUGGCACAGGAGCGGGAGGUGCCAGACGUGGUUCCGGCUGGGCUCGACGACGCGCUCGCUCGGGCACCCGAUAAUCCUGUCGAGAAUGUUCUGCUCCAAAACGGCUUUCGUACUUGGCUGGCGUACCACAUGGCGACGCAGACCGGGACCGGGAACAUGGUCCGCGCCGCAGCAUCCAGACUGUCGCUGUAUGGCCUGGCAACGAUGGCAAGCAUGAUCGAGGCGUGGGCCCGAGUGGACGAGUCCGUGGCCUUGUUUGCCAGCCGUCUGUUCCGUGUGUUGGACCAUUGGGAAUGGCGAGUUGGGGUCUUGAAGUCUAUCGGAGUCGACUUGCCUCCAGCAAGGUACGAGCACGAGUAUGAGUACAGAUACAAGCCCCGGCCUUCUCGAACACAGCCUCCAGCCAACCACAGCCAGCCUGCCACCUUAUACUCUCACAUAUCUCCACACCCACCGCAGCAGCGUACCAGACAGAGUGGCAAUGCGGAGAGCAUCAGAGCCACGCAGUGCGAGGGCGAGCCGGGAACACGGCGGGGGUUUUCCUCCUUCCCGCUAAAGAAGAACCUCCCUAAGGUCUUCCCGCCUGCAUUGCUCGAUGACAUCUGCAGCAAAGGAGACCGACGGGCAGCGCUGACGAUCUCAAAUACGAUUCCGGACUAUUGCGAAAUGGCCAUCGACAUCGUACCAAAAGCAGUCCCGACUCUCGCCGCUCUGCUGUACGGUGCUAAAAUCAAUACCAGUGCCAUGGCUGUGAGCGUCCCUGUGUCGGGGGCAGGUUCGUAUAUGGAGAUCAAGAAUUGCGGCACAUUGAAGCUGUCCCCCAUCGAGAGCAUUAGGGCGCAUCUGGGCUGUUUCAUCAGCAAGAAGCUUGGUGAGGGCCGAUUGCGGCUACUUGACAUUGAGAACGGCAGCUUGGAGGCGACCGAUCUGGUUUCCUUGGACAUAUCCGGUCGAGAGGACAGCCCGGGCCGCCUCAAGAUCGUCUUGGGAUUUGCACAGAUGCUCGAGGUCCGGGCCAGGUUGUUUCCUGGCGAUUGA